UCAAUGGUGAGCUCCACGAUGCCAGGCCGAUGCCCUGCCCCCCAGGCCGGCCCCGGCGCUCCCGACGUGCAGAGAGCCGAGCGCCGCCCCGCAGCCCCCGCGCUCGCCUCCGCUCCGUUCCCCGCCAGGACUCGGCGAGAGCCCGAGCGGCAGCGGCGCAGGGCUCAGCCCCGGGGCGGAGCUGGCGGCGGCGGAGAGGAGGCGGCACGGCCGCAGCAGAGCCGGGGCUCAGCGGCACAGCGAGGCUCGGCCGGCGGAGCGGCGGCAUGCGGCGGGCUCGGGGCGCGGCGCUGGCCACGCUGAUGAUCGUGUCUGCGGUCAGAGCCCAAUUGGAGCAGGAGCCAUUCCUGGAGACCGUCGAGGGCAGCAGCAUCAGCAUCAAGUGCUCUCACCCCAAUAUCCAGAGGGGCGAUUUCAUUCACUGGUACCGUCAGCUGCCGGGCAAAGGGCCCGAACUCGUGGUCAUGACUGUGCAAGCGUCCAAGGAGGUGCGAUCCCCUGAAGGGCGCCUGACGGUGUCGGCAGAUCGGCGUCGGAGCGCGCUGUGGCUCGGGCGGCCCCGGCGCGGGGACGCGGCCGUGUAUUACUGCGCGCUGGGGCCACGGGCAGAGGAGCCGGGGCUGCGGCCGGGCACGAACCGCCGCGGGCGGGGCCGGGCGGGGCCAGCAGGGGGCGCUGCCGCUCCCGCUCGGCCCGGGCUGCGGCACCGGGACCGACACCGGCACCGACAAUGGACAUCGGCCCCAGAACCGGCGCCGCCACGGACACAGGCACCGGUAGCGAUACCGGUACUGGCGCCGACAACAGCGCCCACACCGGCACCAGCUCCGGCUUUCAGCCACCGACCGUGCUCAGCCCCUCUCCUCAGCCCGGGCUGCGUCCGGCUUAGCUGCUCAAGCCAUCAAACAGCCCCACCCGGCCACAGCUACAUGUGCACACUGUGAUGGUCUAUGUGAGGCAGGGCGGGCAGCAGGGUCUUUCCCAAACCGCCUUUUGCUCCUUCAGACAGGGCUCUGUACCUUCUGGGGAACGGGGCAACCUCUAGCCUGUCUGCAAAGGUGGGGCAAAGGUUCUCUUAGAAAUGCAUCAGUGAGGACACACAUUCCCACCCAGCCCAUAUCAGGCCUCUUCUCCUCUUGCCUUUGUCCUUCUCUUCCCAUGCCUGCUGGGCUGGUUUUGCCUUUUGAAAAGGCCAAGUGACAGCUCAAGGUCACUCA
Messenger RNA from Passer montanus (Eurasian tree sparrow), 1217 nucleotides. RefSeq lists its product as uncharacterized. NCBI's taxonomy places the organism in Eukaryota, Metazoa, Chordata, Aves, Passeriformes, Passeridae. The record is from RefSeq and is a predicted model, not a curated record. Bases 30 to 944 code for a protein of 304 amino acids. Gene Ontology annotation, biological process: response to bacterium. The transcript is spliced from 2 exons.